AUGGGCUACGAAGACCUCUCUCACAGCCCCGAUGCCGAAAGCGGCAAGAUCAUCGAGGCGGAUGGCGAGAAGGUGUACGCCGCACCUCCGGCGUUCGAAGGCGACAUGCUGGGCGAGAUGAGUGAGACCGAGCGCGCUGUGUACGAUCACGGAAUCAAGAGGUUUAGUCGUCUGGGAUGGAAGCGACUCACCGUUGUGCUCAUCGUGGAGGCCAUCGCGCUGGGCAGUCUGUCCAUUCCCUCCACCUUCGCCACUCUGGGCAUGGUUGCCGGCGUCAUUUGCAGCGUGGGGCUCGGUCUGAUCGCCAUCUAUACAAGCUACAUCGUCGGGCAGGUCAAGCUCGCCUUCCCGCAGGUUGCCAACUACGCCGAUGCCGGUCGCCUGAUGGGAGACCGCACUGCCGCCUUACUGAUCCGCAUAAUCAAACCCAUCUUCCCCCGAGUCGCCAACUUCGCUGAGCGGGGUCGCGUGAUUGGAGGCCACUGUGGAUAUGAGCUGGUCAAUUUGAUGCUGGCCCUGCAACUGAUCUUGUUAACCGGUUCUCAUUGUCUGACGGGAACCAUUGCCUUCAUGAACAUCACUGAGAGUAACGUCUGUUCCGUGGUCUUUGCCGUGGUAUCCGCCAUCAUCUUAUUACUCUUGGCCAUUCCUCCCAGUUUCACCGAAGUCGCCAUUCUGGGCUACGUCGACUUCGCAUCCAUCAUCAUCGCCAUUGGUAUCACCAUCAUUGGGACUGGUGUCUCCUCCACCAACGCACCCGGAGGACUCGCCGCCGUGCCGUGGUCCGCAUGGCCCAAGGACAACCUGACCUUCACCGAUGCCUUUAUUGCCGUGUCCAACAUUAUUUUCGCCUACAGCUUUGCUAUGUGCCAAUUCUCCUUCAUGGACGAAAUGCACACCCCGAGAGACUUUGUCAAGUCGAUCUGGGCCCUGGGCCUCACGGAAAUCUUCGUGUACACUGUGACCGGUGCCCUGGUCUACGCCUUCGUGGGCCAGGAUGUGUCGAGCCCGGCCUUGACAUCGGCGGGUACCUUGUUGAGUCGGGUUGCGUACGGGGUGGCCCUCCCAGUCAUCUUCAUCAGUGGGUCGAUCAACACGGUGGUGUUUGGUCGCCUGAUUCACGGUCGCAUCUUUGCCAACUCCCCGAUCCGGUUUAUCAACACUACAAUGGGUUGGGUGACCUGGAUUGCGGUUAUUACGGGCGCCACGGUCAUCGCCUUCGUGAUCGCCGAAGUCAUUCCUUUCUUCUCUGAUUUGCUGUCGAUUUCGUCGGCACUCUUUAUCUCUGGCUUCACUUUCUACUUCCCCGCGGUGAUGUGGUUUUUGUUGAUCCGCAAAGGCAGCUGGCUCGAGCCCAUGAACCUCCUGUUGACCGUGAUCAACGCCUUCAUCUUUAUUAUUGGCAUGAUCACUCUGGUCGGAGGAACCUAUUCUAGUAUUGAUGACAUUAUCAACAACUACAAGACUGGCUCCGUGCGCGGCGUCUUCACGUGUGCGGCGCCGGAGUAA
Molecule: messenger RNA, 1509 nt
Organism: Penicillium atrosanguineum
Lineage: Eukaryota; Fungi; Ascomycota; Eurotiomycetes; Eurotiales; Aspergillaceae
Product: putative amino acid transporter
Exons: 2
Coding region: 1-1509 (502 amino acids)
Biological process (GO): amino acid transmembrane transport
Cellular component (GO): vacuolar membrane
Molecular function (GO): amino acid transmembrane transporter activity
Source: RefSeq, a predicted model, not a curated record